ACCACAACAGACGCAAAUGUUUUACUUUUGACGAGCCGCUCGCGUCCAGUGGACAGUGUUCAGUUCAGGGUGGAAUUCAAAACGGCACGUUUAUAAAUGCCAUAACCGAGCGGUCACCUACUUAAUAUACCGCUGCAGUAGACAGUUUUUUUCUUUCUUUCUUUUUUUCUUUUUCUUUUUAUAUUUUUUUUAAUAAUUUUUGCCCGAAUGUGGAGUUAGCAGAAGGCUGUGCUGCAAUAGCUUGAUAUCGAACAGCAUGAUGUGCGUCUUAAGAAGAGUUGCAAAGCAAUGAUGUCAUAGUUUUAAGUAGGAGCCAUGGGAGAGCAUAUGGUUCGUACCCGCCACCGAAAGGAAGUGUUGCUUUGUUAUGAGCAGGCGGCGCUGUAGCUGGCGGAAGAGGAGGUCGCCCAGCCCAGUGUCUCUUCGACUGGAAUAGAGAACCCGAGGAGAAGACGCGAAAACGGUGAGAAGACAAAGCUGCUACAAUGGCCGCGAAAUCCGACGGGGUGCUAAAGAUGAAGAAGAGCGAUGUAGCAUUUACGCCUUUGCAGAAUUCGGAUCACUCGGGAUCGGUUCAAGGGCUAGCUCCGGGAUCGCAGCCGGAUUCUGGAACCGGAGAGGCGGACUUCGUCAACGGGGAGUCGCGGUGCUGUGGCUCAAAUUCGACCUGUCUCCGCCUCGACAGGGAGCAGCAGAAAUACAUGGUCUGGGACUGUCUGUGGAUCCUCGCCGCAGUGACGGUGUAUUUCGCGGAUGUGGGCACUGAUAUUUGGCUCUCGGUCGACUAUUACCUCCGCCGCGACUACUGGUGGUUCGGGCUUACGCUGUUUUUUGUGGUGCUCGGCUCGUUCUCCGUGCAGGUCUUCAGUUUCCGUUGGUUCGUCCAUGAUUUCAGCACCGAGGAGAGCUCCGGCGGCGGUGGCGACGGCAGCGCGGCGAACUGCUCCCACAUGGACGGGAAGCUGCUCAGCUGCUCCGCUUCGCACGGAGACGUUGGAGCCCACCCGACUACGCCUCAGAGACAGGCGUCCACAGCGAGCAAGAGCAACACCACAAGUAACAGCAGCAACAGCGCUACCGCAGCCCGGACUAGUAAGACACGCUCAGCGUCCUGUUCCCUCUGUAUCUGGAUAUUGCAGUCCGUCAUUCACAUCUUACAGCUCGGACAAAUCUGGAGGUGGUGUCACAUGGUGUAUGGUGACAGGAAUGAAGCUGACACAGUUGUGCAGUUGUGUGCUCUCAGACAGGGAGGAUUGUUGAGACAUGCGCUGCACGUGGCACUGUGCAAAAGGUUCACAAGUCUGGGGACAUCUCACAAAGCAAAGCAAUUUAAAAAUAGCACGCUUUGCUAGUUAAGUUCUUGAUAUUCGACAAAGGAAAUAUAUCAGGCUGAGAGCUAGAAUUGGAGUUUGAUUGUGCAAGGUGAAGGUGUCAUAUAGUGAUAUAUACAUAUUUAUGUAUUUCCAUACUAAUGUAAAGAGAAAAUCCUAACAGUGGGAAUGAGCCUUUUGAGUGUUGCUUAAAAGUAGUUAAAAGUGCUUAUAUAUGACCUUUAAUUCAAAGGAAUAUACCUGCAUGCAUAAAUAGAUUUCAGGUCAACAAAAUUGCACGUUUUUGUUGUGUUGUUGCUG
This is a messenger RNA of Carassius auratus (goldfish), 1631 nucleotides long. RefSeq names its product XK-related protein 4-like. The coding region runs from base 486 to 1352 and encodes 288 amino acids. Gene Ontology annotation, cellular component: plasma membrane. The record is from RefSeq and is a predicted model, not a curated record. NCBI's taxonomy places the organism in Eukaryota, Metazoa, Chordata, Actinopteri, Cypriniformes, Cyprinidae. Gene Ontology annotation, biological process: apoptotic process involved in development; engulfment of apoptotic cell; phosphatidylserine exposure on apoptotic cell surface. The transcript has 2 exons.